AUGACUAGGCGGUACAUGUCUAACAGCGGUUUCGGAAUGAUUGCCUGCCUGACGAACUUCCUUGUUUUUGGCGCUGAUUGCGGUGGCCAUAGUUAUAUUCCAAACUCUGUCAUCCGGCAGACGGUGAAGUUUUGCGGAGUCGUUCCCGAGCGUGUGACUGCGCGGAAGCGUGAACUGGAGUCCUCCGAAGAAGUCACCUCUAAGGAGGAAACGAUGGCGAGUGGAGGUGAAGAAGAUGAGCAGACUAAAUCCCGUGCUGCGUCGCUGAAAGAAGCACGUCAUCGAGUUCUGCGUGAGGCUGUCGCCAAAGAACGAGAACUAAAGCAACAACAGAAAACAGAGGUGGCGGAGUCGGAGUUUAAAAAGCAGUUUAGGGAGGAAGGAAGAGAAUCUCCGGACGAUGAUUCCCGUGAGUAA
Molecule: messenger RNA, 417 nt
Organism: Dibothriocephalus latus
Lineage: Eukaryota; Metazoa; Platyhelminthes; Cestoda; Diphyllobothriidea; Diphyllobothriidae
Source: the annotation of a GenBank genome assembly